Molecule: messenger RNA, 5087 nt
Organism: Dermacentor silvarum
Lineage: Eukaryota; Metazoa; Arthropoda; Arachnida; Ixodida; Ixodidae
Product: dual specificity mitogen-activated protein kinase kinase 4
Exons: 12
Coding region: 232-1371 (379 amino acids)
Biological process (GO): protein phosphorylation; MAPK cascade
Molecular function (GO): JUN kinase kinase activity; ATP binding
Source: RefSeq, a predicted model, not a curated record
CAUUGUGAGUGCGUCUGUGCGUGCGUUUGUACCCGCCUACUGCUCUGCGUUAUGGCUUUGCGUGAGGGCUUUCGACGUCUACUCUAGCUCCGGGAUCAUGUCAGCUAAUCUGUAACGCGGAAACCCGGAAAAACAUCGUCCUCGUCGCUUCUAAAAGCAGUCGGAGGACACAGCUCCGAAAAACCUCGAUGCAUCCGUGAUCCGGAGCGUAGAGCGGCAGUCAGUGGUAAAAUGGCGGAUCAGCAACGCGGGAUUUCACGGAUAAAUCCCCCUCGUGAUGUACACGGUCGUUCGACGACGAGAGAACAGCUGAGGCUCACUUUCGGAAACGGUUCCAAGAAACAUCUAGGGAAUGCCAGCAAGCUCCCGUCCAGUAUACCUGGUUUCAACUACCCCGUGCGAACUGAACGGGUAUGGUUGCCACCAAAAAUUCACUCAUCAGGAAAGCUCAAGAUAUCACCUGAAGAGGAGUAUGAUUUCACCGCCGAGGAUCUGAUGGACCUUGGUGAGAUUGGCAGAGGUGCAUUCGGCACGGUCAACAAGAUGGUCCACCAGAAAAGCAACCUGGAAAUGGCUGUCAAGCGUAUCCGUUCCACGGUUGAUGAGAAGGAGCAGAAGCAGUUGCUGAUGGAUCUCGAGGUUGUGAUGAAGAGCAACGACUGCCCCUACAUUGUCCAGUUCUAUGGGGCCAUCUUCAAGGAGGGUGACUGCUGGAUCUGCAUGGAGAUAAUGGACACGUCACUGGAUAAAUUCUACAAGUUUGUCUACGAAAAGCAGCACCAGCGCAUACCCGAAGCUAUCCUGGGAAAGAUCACGGUUGCUACUGUAAAAGCCCUGAAUUACCUCAAGGAUAAGUUGAACAUCAUCCACAGAGAUGUGAAGCCCAGUAACAUUUUGCUGGACCGACGAGGCAACAUCAAGCUCUGUGACUUCGGCAUCAGCGGCCAGUUGGUGGAUUCCAUCGCCAAAACGCGAGAUGCUGGCUGCCGGCCGUACAUGGCGCCUGAGCGUAUAGAUCCUUCCAGUGCCAUUGGCUACGACGUCCGGUCUGAUGUAUGGAGCCUAGGAAUAACCUUGAUUGAGGUGGCCACGGGGCGGUUCCCGUACCCAAAGUGGAACAGCGUCUUCGAGCAGCUGACCCAAGUUGUGCAGGGGGACCCGCCGCAGCUUAGCCCUAACGAGAACGGAAACUGCUUCACCGCCGAGUUCGUCGACUUUGUCAACACCUGUCUCACCAAGACCGCCCACACGCGCCCCAAGUACAAGCAGCUUCUGGAUCACGACUUCAUCAGGCGUGCCGAGCGGGACACUGUGGACGUUGCAUUCUACAUCAGCAACAUUUUCAGCAAAAUGAAUGGCAUGUCUCCCUGAUGAGAGAGAGUCAUCCCUGAGGGCUUCCCAAACACUUUUCAUCAACUGCUCACGCGGUUCUUUUCCCGCCCGCACGCAGUCGUCGCUGCACGUCACCGACCGAGCAGGGUUGCCGAAGGGCCGGCUCUUUUUUUCUUCAGUAUGAUAGCAUAAGCCUGUUGUGAUGACGUCGAUAUACAUGUCGGCAUGACUCUGAUGUUGCCAGUCAUGAAACCUCUCUCUCGUUUGAGCACACUGAUUGGGGCCUAGCUAAUUUAAAGGAGUGGGUGAUAGGUGGAUUAGGAGACAGUACAAACACUAACUCACAAUCGGUUGAGAGCUGUUGUCGGAACAAAGCUAGAAACUCUCUCGGCCUGUAGGCACCAGCGAAGGUGACCAACCAGGUAGCGUUGCAUGAAGAAAAAUGCAGUGGAUCCCACGAGUUGGAUUCUUUAUACAGUGGCGCUUUGCGAGAGUGUAUAAAAAGUCAAAACAAGAGUUUGUGUUUAUUGAAUGUCUGCACACAGUGACAUGGCAUUGAAGAAAGGCUAAUGCAAUGCCGCGGAAGCCAAGCUUUCUGUUUGUUUUUCCUCCUUUCCCCUGCAAGGCCAUGCAAAUGCAAAUGCAAAUGUGUGUGUCAUCUAGCAGUAUGCAAGGAACCCAGCAGCGCACGUGUCCUCCACUAUGAUUGGUUGGCCUAUUCGGCUAGAGAACAGGCCACACUGCAGCAAGCACAGUCAUGAAAACACGGCGAGAUUCGCAAAGAAAAGCUUCACUUUUAGAAGAUUAAAGGUCGGAGACACGUUGCAUCUAAUGGCCUCGAAGGCAGCUUCUUUUCAUUGUCAACGCAAGUGCGGUGUGGGACACUUGUCUUUUUACCACGUGAUGGCACUAGCAUGCUGUAUGCCCUAAGUUGCUUGGAGCAUUCAUGACAUGUACAAGAUAUAAGAAGGGUGUCGUGGAAGCAAGCUGCCAUCUGGCACCAUUGACUAUAACUGUGCUUGGUUGACAUAGAAACUGCAUGUCCCUAGGAAUGUUUUUGAUGCUAUCAGGCCACACCACAGAGCAGAGUUCCUGCUCCCAAAUGUUUCUUACACUCUCUGGUUGGAAGUUAUUUCCUGCCCUACCCCUUUUGUUGUCUUUCUGUGCUGCCCUUCAGAAUGUUCUCUUGUCAGUCACUGAUUUCAUUGCGGAUCUCAACAGGUUGUGCCGAUUGAGAGUUGCAGGCUAUGUAUACACAGCCACCUGUGGUUCAUAUUUUAACAACCUUGAAAGAAUAUUCAGCACUUCACAUUGUUUUUGUUUUGUUUUUUUAACUCAUCUUUUGCAUCAAGAUUGCGUUCUGUCAGGAUUUUCAUUGUCGUCAGGCACCAAACCAAGAUCAUUGACCUGCAGCAUGCUUGAUUCUCUGGUAGCAAGAGUAGCAAACGACGGCGGUUUUUCUUCUUUCCUGGUGAAUCUGGCAAGCAAAAAUUUCAAGUGCUUUAUUGAACUGUAUGAUCGAAAAAAAAUCAAUCUCGCUGCAGAAUUUAAGUGACAACCAAACAGUGAGUAUGAAAUUUUAAAUUGAUACGGUCAAAAUAAAAAUGCAGCUCACUAUAUAGCAUAACAUAAGCCUCUCAAGCAAGAUUGAAACAAGCACAAUGUGACUGUGAACAAAAGGACAUUCUGGUGUUUAAAGAGCUUGGCAAAGCAUUGAAACAUAGUAUUUCAAAUAUGCAAACAUGAGUUCAGUGAUUGGUGCACAAAGCAGUCUGUCGCUGUGGAAGAGGGACAACAAAGCUUCAUGACUGGCAAAAUCUGGAGCUAUGAGAUCUUGCAAAAAAUCCAGAGUGUAGGUGCCGCAACUCUUCUCAGCAAAGUUCCUCGACACUACUACAGGCUACCAAGACAGCAGCCAAGAGCAUUUGAAUGCAGCUGCUUGCACUACCAUCCAUGCAACAUGCUGAUGUCUGUGCAUUGAAUGGCAUGCCAGAUGAUGAAACGAGUUUUCAAGUCAUUCUAUUGUCGGAACACGCGGUUUUAGAAUAAGUUGUUGAUGAGGGUUCAAACUCAAGUCUUUCAUUUCUAGAUUUCUCUGUUUUUCUUAUGGACUGCUUAUUUUUAUAACAUUUUUUAAGCUAGUGGAUGUUCCAGCUAUAUUAUUUUUGUGGUUGUCUCUUGUGGUGAAUGCAGCGCAAGCUGCAAGCGCUUUCUUUUUUUACACAAGUUAACUAAACUGUGUGCCUAAUAGAGGCACUGACCAGUUUUGAUGAUUUUUGGCAUACUUUGUUGGAUCGACACUGGAUGUUUAAUCUGUUAUGCUAACAUUGUGAAGCAGAAAGGAAGUGGUAAGCAGCUUUGCUCAGAUUUAUUUUAAUGCUGUUCGACUGAGCCAGUGAAUGAGUAGCUGGUCCUCUGAUUCCAAGCAUGCUAGUAUUUGCCAACUGGUCUGUGUCUACAAAAUGAAAAGCGCAGCCAUUAUGUACAUAUUGUACAUAGACAUGCUCUUAAUAGCUUUCCAGACUUUUCACAUCCUGCAAGAUUUUACAGAACUAAUAACCCUUCCUUCUCCUGUUUCGAUCCCAGUCUCAAUUUUAUGGAUUAGGCUUAGGAGAAACUCGUGCCCUAGUUCUUGAGGCAGUCUUAGCACUUUGACCUUGAAUUUGGAGGACAGUGUAACCGUUGCUAAAUGUUCACAGGCACACACUAAUGUUAGCUGUUUAAAGACGCAGUCACUCCUGUCUUCUCUUUUAAUUGCAAGUCUGCAUUCUCAUUGACCGUGAGAUUUCAUCUGAACGAAAGGCAAUUUUAAAAUUCGAUUUCUGAAAAAAAAGGACACUCAAUUUUCAUCUGUUGGUGCAUGUAUGUAGUCACCUUUGAAAGAUGCCAGGAAUUUGAAAUGCUUUGUUCUAAAGAUGGGUCAUGGAUUUUGUGGCCACCUUGCAGGUUUUUAAAAUUUUGGUGUGCAAGCCAGAAAAAAAUCUUUAAAGUCACUAUAAUUUGUCAUGUGUUGUUGAAAGUAGCCUUUUCAAGAGCUUCAUACAUACUCAAUUUUUUGCAAUGUGUAGGGUUGCUGCAAUUGUUCCAACAAAAAAAGAGAAUGGCAGGCUCCGGAUGAUAAUGCCAGGAAAAUGCAUGUCGAUCAGAAAUUUGUACAAGAGAAUGGCAGGCUCCGGAUGAUAAUGCCAGGAAAAUGCAUGUCGAUCAGAAAUUUGUACCAGCAAUAUCUGCAACAAACUGGCUGUACCGUUUGGGAGCCAACAUAUUUUGCAUAAUAGCCUCCUCUCCUGGCAUUUACAGCGCUUGUGGUGUUGAACUCUUGAAAAGGGAGUGAUAGCAAUUUCAGUUGCAGCUGCAUAAUGGACUGUAUGUUACUCAAGAGGCUUGCCAUGUGCCCACAUUACCACGUCGCACUGUAAACGACACUCGUGGUCAUCUCCAAGCUGUGCUUGCGUACGUGACUCGGAGGUGCACACAUACCAUCGUGGUUUGACCUACGGAUGUCAUAUUCGUUCUAGGCAGAGUCGUCUGAAACACUUUAUUCUGCACCAUUUCUUAUUAGCAUGUAGCUCUCACAACAACCACAUGCAAAGUACGCCUGCAGAACUCGUGUUUACUGGGAACGGUGUUUGUGUCGUCCUUAGACAAGACCACCACCGCCAGCUCCCUUUUCCAAGCUCAUAUGGUGAUGUUUUGUUUUACUGCAAACAUGUUUUAUCAAAGAAACGCAAAAAUAAAGGAAAGAUCUAGUCUGA